Sclerotinia borealis F-4128 is the source of this 1068-nucleotide messenger RNA. The record is from the annotation of a GenBank genome assembly. NCBI's taxonomy places the organism in Eukaryota, Fungi, Ascomycota, Leotiomycetes, Helotiales, Sclerotiniaceae.
AUGAGAACACUUCCAUGGAAGAAGGGCAGUUCAACUACAGAAACUCGCCCGAAGAAAAGCAUCGCAUCAGUAGGCAGAUCUACGAAACGUUCACGUGUUGAAGCAUCUCCUUCAGACAGCGAUGAAGAUUUUGACCAUCUUCGCAAGCAGAUCAAAUCUGUAAAUCAUAGUCGUGAGCCAUCCACAUCGCCACCGCCAGAGCCUCCCGCUGAAAGAUUCAUGGAGGAAGGUCCAGAGCAUGACGAUAAAUAUCGUAUUGUUGAAGACGAGCUUUUGACGGUCGCGAAGUCAUUCACAGUACAUCUACACACGGCUGAAUAUAAAAGGCUCGGAAAAAUAGCCAAAACACGAAAUGCCGACACUAUCAAUUCCAUUUCAAGGCCGGUUGUUGGUAGAAUGUCUGAUGCGACCAAACGUAAGACCGAAGAGGUUACAAGGUCGAAAGAUCAGCGAAAUAUUCUAGAGAAAUUAGUUGGUAAGAAAGAGGGGGAGCUUUCGGACGAAAGUGAUGAAGAAACGUUGCCCUUCGUCGGAACCUCACUUUAUGGUCUGAUGGCAAGUCCCAAGAAGAAGAGAGGAAUAUCACUCAUGCAAAUUUCAUCGCCCACAAAAACUACAAGAGCAGCUGCAGGAUUCCGCAAUUCCACUAAAAUGAAAGCUGUACAACGCGCAACUUCUCCAACUAUGAAAGGCGAGACUGAAGUUAUGAUUCUGGACCCAAAUUUUACUGCUUCCGAAGACGAUGAUGAUGAUCUUGAUGGCCCUAUUUCGGCUCCAAAGUUCUCGUCCAGACCAAGUACCAAGAAAGACAUUCUGUAUACCAAGCCAACAGCCAGAUUACCAUCAGCACCACAACCAGCCAAAUCUAGUGCGCUACCAAGUCCGAAAGCUCCCGCGACUCUUGGUCCCAAAAUCUCUAAACCCACCAACGCUCCGACGACAGAUUCCUCGUCUCAGCCUUCUACCACUAAAGAUAGGAUAGCAAGAAGAAUCGCGCAGGCGAAACUUAGAAAGAAACAGGAAGAGGAAGACAAAGAUAAGCUCGACAUCAUACCUACGUUCUUAUGA